Saccostrea cuccullata (small rock oyster) is the source of this 759-nucleotide messenger RNA. RefSeq lists its product as uncharacterized. The coding region runs from base 1 to 699 and encodes 232 amino acids. The record is from RefSeq and is a predicted model, not a curated record. The transcript has 4 exons. Lineage: Eukaryota; Metazoa; Mollusca; Bivalvia; Ostreida; Ostreidae.
AUGUGGUCUAUUUUGUCAAUUUUUUCUUUGAUGCAUUUUGCACACGGAUCCAUAUUUGGAGCUCUUCCACACCCAGAGGAAUUAACUUUGAAGAAAAGACAAACCUGUUCUAAUAACUGUUCCGAAGACCCACACUAUUGCAAGAAAGGAGGACUGUGUAUUGGCGGAGACUCGGUCUGGACUGUACACUGUGAAUGUGAUGCCCCGUACUGGGGAAGGCGGUGUCAGUAUGUCUUACAUAGCUACCGACUUACAGUGGCGUACACUAUGGCAGUCGAGGAAACCAACCACGACAACCCUCAACCAGUCUUUAACUCUCCUGAUGAGUAUGACUCAAUAGAAAUCAGAACAAGGACCUGUGGGAAUGCUGUACAUUUCCCCCAGUGCUUUUAUAACAAGACUGGAGUAGAUUGUUCCAGUGUUCCAGAAACCAACAAGCCGUGCAGCUGGAAAUCACAGACGGUUUAUGCAUACUAUGCAGCACAAAACAGUAACAGGGAGAAAACUAUGUGUGUUGAUCUCAACCCUACAGAAAAAGAGAAUUUUGUUCAGAUUGGAAUAAGAGCAAAAUGCAACAAUAAAAAUGGCUGCAAUGUUAAAAGCUCUCCCGGUAGUACCAGCUGGAAAGUCGGAACUACCAUCCUUCAUUUUCGUACGAAAGUAGAGCCUGGAACUUGUCAUGGUCAAUAUAUUUACUAGAAUGUUGUUACAAUUCUUUUUUGUGAAAUCUCAUUAGAAAUAAAACGUAUUUCUCCCCGA